Coregonus sp. 'balchen' is the source of this 2469-nucleotide messenger RNA. The record is from the annotation of a GenBank genome assembly. NCBI's taxonomy places the organism in Eukaryota, Metazoa, Chordata, Actinopteri, Salmoniformes, Salmonidae.
AAAAAGCACCAUGUCACUCCUGCCAAUGCCAUCACUGUCAUCAUCCUGACUCUGCUCCCCGCCGCUGCUCUCCGCCGCAGUUGCGGCGGCAGCGGUGUGUUUUAAAAAUUCCCCGUACUUUACGCACAAGGAUUCAGAUGGGAAGCCAAGUGUUCCCGCCUGAACUCCGGCCAUUGUUCCCGGCUGUGAGUGCUCCUGAUCAAAACUCAUGGAUGAUUGUCGAUCUCUGGGAGAGGGAGACAGUCCUAUGCUGGAGCCCGAUCUGAAAGAAUCCAUCCUUUUGCGUCCAAACGCUGGAUAUUUGUGAAGAAGAUCUCUACUACAGCGUUCUGGUGUGCGCAGUCCUGUUAAGUUAGUGGUCCCACCCCCCACCCUUUCUCGACCACUGGUGAUUGCCCUGGAUUCUGGCCGCCGCUUUUAGUAAAUCUUGAUGUUACACUUGUCCAGUGACGGUCUAAUAUGAUACAGUACAGUGCGCCCUCAGAGGUUCACCUUCACGAGAUAAUAAAACACAUUAGGAGAAGCAGGAUUAUGAGGUAGACAGUUUUCUACUUGAUUAACUCCAGGCAGGAGUGAGAGGUUUAUUUUAUGGACCAAUUCGAGAGACAACAACCAAUGCAUAAUAGGAUACAUGAUGAUGCCAUUGCCCAUCAUUAACGUUAAUGUGCGCUGCGAUGACAGGGAUGGAGAUAAUGGUUGCAUCCCGUGUCAAUUAUUGGUUUCAAUCAUAAAACCGAUCAUCAGUUGACUUGACUACUGUUUUAAAUGCAUCUUAAAGAUAACUCAUUGUGGUAUUGGGCAGCAUAGCACAGGUCUAUAUUGGACUGGUCCAUAGCAGGCUUCUGUGGUCUGUGGCCUUCUUCCUGAUUCUGUUACAAAUCCUCAGAUGUGUGGAUAUAUGAUUUUAUUUUAUUUGUCAGGUGAGCUCUAUUUGGCCCUAACAUAAAAUAUAUUUCUCCAAGGCCCAAAACAACUGCAAAAUUAUAACUUUCAAAUGACAUGGAGAAAAUAACAUUUAAAAAAAGAGAUUAUUCAUGCUUCCAAUCAUGCUUCCAAGUAUUUGGAAGCAUGACAUAUCAAUUUUUUUAAGAAUGUGAUCUUAUAAUUAUGUAUUAUAUCAAACUAAAUCAACCUGAGAAAGGCACGUUAACAACUGAAUAUACCAUAAGCUCCUCCCCUACUGCAGAGUGCAACAAUUAUGAAGACUUCUCAGCUACAGUGGAUGGAACAUAAAGUCUAUAACAGUCUAUUCUUCCUCUAUACAUGAAUCAUAAUGGCACAUUGGCUUAGGAAUACUUUACCUAUCCUGGCUGCAUGCUAUUUUGGAAUUGUAUAGUGUUUCUCUUUUCUACAUUCUCAUUCUAUGAACCUUAGCAUAUUAUGUAUUAUAAAACCCCAAAAUAUAUAUAUUUCAAUUGCAAACGUGAAGAGGCUGUUGAACAGCAGAGUGGACAUGUUACUGCCCUUGAAGGAGGACUGGUAACACUCAGCUGUAACUACACUACCAGUAGUACAUCUCCUGAUCUCUUCUGGUACAUCCAGUUAACUAGGGACUCUCCUCAGUAUGUCCUGAGAAGAGAUCGUUAUUCAGAAGGGAGCAAUAGUGAUGACUUCAACGAGAGGUUUGGUUCCAGGCUGAAUUUCACAUCUAGCUCUGUCCCCUUGACGAUCCAGAGGUUGCAGCUAUCUGACUCUGCUGUGUACUACUGUGCUCUGAGGCCCACUGUGACAACAGUAGAUUCAGUCACUGUACAAAAACUCAGGGUAGAGUGUUGUUCAGACAAUGUCAGAAGCUUCUCAAUGUUUGACGAUACACAGAAAGAGGAGGAGACAAGGAGUUCAUAGUCUCAUCAUGGUCUAGUUCCAUCAGAGUGGUAUUACUCUUCUCCCACUGAUCUCACAGUAGCAGGUAUGGAACCCUGGCUGAAGAAUAUACUGGUUCUUGCUACAUGUUGUUAUGGUAUGAUAAUAUUUUCCUUAUUCAUUUACUGCCUUUGCUCCCAUUCCUAUUGCUACUAUUAAUAUUAUAUGUUUUUAUUCUCCCAAUCAUGUUGCUUGAUAAUUUUUUCUCCCUAAUGCAAAUGUGUAUUACAUUAUUUUCCAGAAUGCAGAAGAGAAGAGUCAAUCACUCAGCCACCAGGAGAUGUGAUCGCUACUGAGGGAGAACCGGUCACACUGGACUGUCAAUUUGAUACUGUGGAUACAAAUCCAGACCUGUUCUGGUACAAGCAGGGAGCUAAUGAUUUCCCAAAGUAUAUGCUAAAGUGGUUGACCUUUGGAUCAGAUAAUGCCAUUGAAUUCCAGGGGAGAUAUGAUGCCCAUCUCAAUUUAACUACAUUUAAAUCAGCAUCAAAAUCAGUCCCCUUGACGAUCCAGAGGUUGAAGCUGCCUGACUCUGCUAUGUACUACUGUGCUCUGGGGCCCACUGUGACAACAGGAUAUACAGCCCCCUUACAGUACCUAAACAUU